CUCACAGAAAAGUAGUUGUGAUGGCAGCGGAGUGAGCAUCUUUGUUCUUGUGUACUUUGUAGAUGAAACCUGGACCUGUGGUGAGUAAAAACGAGGCUCUUUGAAAGUCAUGCGCCUGCUGUUUUGCGUGUCUCUGCUGUGCUCGCUGGUUUUAUGCGGCCGUGGAAGGGCUGAGUUCACUCCGGCUGCGGGACACCCUCUGCAUGCCGAUGAUGGGAACUUUUCAAACCAGGAUCCCAGGAAACAAGAGCCCUUUCAACUCCAACAGCAAGCGCUGGAGCCCAGGCCAGGUUCUACCUUCAGCUUGAAGGUCCAGGUGAAUGAUGUGCUGAGUCGUCAGUACCUGAGCCAGGCAGUGGUGGAGGUCUACGUCAACUACACCAAGACCAAAACAGCUCUUUCUGGGGAGGAUGGUGGGGUCUUGCUUCACAUACCUUACCACACUGGGAUGCUUCUCACAGUUGUUGCCUGCCAUGACGGCUACAUUUGCACACUGCUGCCUUGUAAAACCGACAAAAUGCCAAUAUUUUCAUCAGUGACAUUAUCACUUCAGGGUGUGAAUCAAGGGAACAUCUGGCUUUUUGAGGAUUCUGUCCUGAUCACUGGGAGAACAUCUGAUGCUUCAUCCCAGCCUGUGGUCAGUUUUCCUAAAACCCUGCUGAACCUGACACACAGCAGUAAUAUCACCUCUGUUAAAGCCUUCCUGACCAUUCCCAGGCUGACGUCAGAGCAGGGGGGCUUCCUGGCCACUCGAGGCAUCAUGAGCAAUAAAUCUGGAUAUGUCAGUGUGGAGUUAAGCCCGGUGGCAGCUGUCAGCGUGCAGCUUUUCUCAGGAGACACGGAGUUACAUGUGACUGGGCCUGUGCAGAUGAACCUCAACAUUCCCGACAGCUUUGGACUUCAGUCUUCGAGUGUUAUUCCAGCCUGGUUCUUUAACCAGACCACUGGGGCAUGGAUGAGAAAAGGAUUAGGAAAGGUGACAUCAGUAGAUGGAAGUCUUGUGUGGACUUUCACAGCUCCUCAUCUCGGCUACUGGAUCGCAGCACCUGUGUCAUCUAACAGAGGUUUCUUUGAACUUGCCAUUCCCAUUGACUUCAUCAUACGGCAUUCCUUUUUCCUGAUGGUUCUCUUUGGAGGGACACUCGUUAUUAUCAUCUCUCUUCUGGUUGGGUUAUGUUAUUGCAGGUGUUCCUCUGGUGAAACUAAAGCAGCAAAGAUCCUACCAGUGACGACAAAAGACCAAAAAACUUCGACAUGUGAUGAUGAUCUCUUUGAAGGGAAAGCUUCUCAUUCACAGGACCAGCAACCUGAAGAAAAGAGGGACAGUAGACACAAUGCUUCUUUCAUAGCCAACACCAGUGCUGUGGCCAUUAUGCUGGAGAAUGAUCUGAACACGGACCUGAACGAUUUGACGUGUUCACACAAGACUUCAGAACAAAGAGUUUCUGUAUCUCUGACAGAUAAUUUGUUUUUCUACAACCAGCCUGUUGCAAUUCUUCACACUCCAGCUUUCUUCCAUUUAGAGGAGCAACCAGAGCAGGCCCAGUGGAGCAAGUCAGCCACCCUGCCCCGUGCAGGGGCUUCAAAUGGUGCUGCCACAGAGCCUUUGAGUAAAGAAAACUUCACCCAGACACAGACAAAAGGUCCGCCUGAGACCCAGCACCAGGCAGCAGAAACUGAAGACAAGCUUGGAGCUUCAGGUGGCUCCCAGACAGCAACCUCCACCAACACAUCCAGGCUCCCAGAGUCAGUGUCAGUGCCCGGGACGUUACAUAAAAUCUUGGACAGCAGGCACUCGGUGCACGGACAAUCCAAUAUCUCCUCACUUCAGCCUCCUCGGGCCUGGUUUGUCUCACUGGAGGGCAAGCCUGCAGCUGAGAUCCAUUACGCUGUGUCAGAGCAACAGAGGAGACGAAGACCAGUCGAGAGUCGAGAGACCAGUUUAGACUCUGGGGUGGACAUGAGUGAACUGAACCAGACGUCUGGCAGGAGGGCGGUAAUGCUGGAGCGAAACGCUACUUUUGUCAAAAGCGCAUCGAGCAGUAAACAUACGUCUGCACAGUGACUCAUCUCUAACAGCCUUCUUACCCAUAUCGCUCCAAGUUUGUUAAUGAACAGCAUCACGCUUGUAUCACAGGGGAAUUAUGUAUGUUAUUCAUGAGAUUCAGUGCAUUUCUGCCAUAAGACCUCAUAAUGUCUGCAUUUCAGCUACUGUACAUCUAGAAGAGUCCACAUUUCACAACAGAGCGUAUGGACUUGGUGAUCGUUCGCUGUGGAUGUAACAAUACAUGUGCUUUUAACAGCUUCUAACAUGUGUAUG
Messenger RNA from Pundamilia nyererei, 2320 nucleotides. RefSeq names its product protein FAM171B-like. The record is from RefSeq and is a predicted model, not a curated record. The coding region runs from base 110 to 2065 and encodes 651 amino acids. Lineage: Eukaryota; Metazoa; Chordata; Actinopteri; Cichliformes; Cichlidae. The transcript is spliced from 8 exons.